CAUCUACAAGGGUGAGAUGUCAGAUGGAGGUCACCUGUAUUGGAUUAGGUAAUGGCUGUUAGAUGAGAAGAAGCCAAUCUCCUCUGCCAAGUUUUGUAAAACCAAAGCUCUUAUAUUUUGCAAAGUCUUUGUAACGAGUCUGUAAUUUUCCUUCUACGUUCACACUGGCGUUUGACUCCCUAGAUCGUUACUUUCUCCAACCUCCCCACAUCGACAAACCGCAAUGGCGUAACGGAAUAAAGUUAACAUUAGUUCAAAAACUACGGACCACCGUCCUUUAAGGGCCCCCAGCAAAAAUCUGCUAUUAUUCUUUUCAUAUCAUCAUUUCAUAUAUUACUGUUUUUUGCCGAAAAAGCGUUUAUAAAAUGGCCAUUGAGUUGAAUUGUUUUUCAACCGCAUUUUCGGAGCACUUCGGCUCGACGUCAUGAAGCUUUUCGGCUUCCUUCUUUUUCCUGCCUACUACAUCUACAGUUUUGUUUGGAAAACAUGGUCGACAGGUCAUUUCCCAGAACUUGUAAUUUUCAUUUUCCUUCUUUGAGUCGUAUUAUAAGAUAGUGGGGAUAAAUUUAAUAAAGCUUUUAUUAGAUGUUUCAUACCACAAAGACUUGGUUCAUCUCUAUUCAAGGAAUGCAAUUCGGGCUUGGUUUAGACUUUUUCAAAAACCAAUGAUUUAUUAGUAGAAAAUUUCUAUACCCACGACUCUUAUUUCAUUUUCUCGGGAGUCUGUGGCGCUAGGAAAAGCAUUCGAGUCCCAUGCUUUUAAGAAAACAUCUGAUGCUUUUAAUCGAGUGGCGAAUCACUAUUGCACAAUGCGUACGAGAUUUCUACCAAAACAAAAGGAUAAACAGGGAUUUUCAGAUUAAACAAUAAGAUUUCGAUCAUCUGAAUACGAGAUUUAUACGGAGAAAUUUGCCCGUCGCUUUGGAUCUUCGGCUGCCCUAUGUCGAAAUGUCGCAUGUUUUUACAGAUUAUCCAUAGCUCUCAGUUGAAAAUAAAAUAACACCUGUUUCCACCUUUUCCAAGAUUUUUGAACGAAAACUUUUGUGUCACAGGUACUGGACAAACCUUACUCAAAAAACUUGAGUUCCAAGAAUUUGAUAAUUGUUUUUUGAAUGAACCGAAAACGACAAUAUUUAGUACUUUUCCAAAUAUAAACAAAACCGAAAUGGGCCUUGGCUUCUCGACGAAAGUGAAAGCAAUUCGCUAAAUUCUAUUGUUAGAGUGGAAUAGAUCGUUUAGCAACAUUGUAUGUGUAGCGAAAUUCUUUUGUAGAAAUUCGCAGCAAUUGCGAUCAGUUAUCUUGAGAGCGAGCCACAGAAGUUGCGAGCCACAGCGAUGUUUCUACCGUGCUUGAUUUUGUCUGUGUGGUUUUUCAUAUACGGUGCCGAUACCGCUGACAUAUUUGUUUCCCCAAAUGGAAAAGACACAAGAACCUGUGGUAGUCUCUACCAACCAUGCCAUUCGUUGAUUCACGCAGUAGAGAAACGCGCCCGUUCAGAAGAUGUCAUAAAAAUAGAUGGGCAGUUUAAAGUACUGGCCUUGCCACGAUCUAUCAGACCUAUCAAUACUGCAUUCAGCCGAAUACACAUAACAUCUUAUAAUGGCCCAUUGACAAUAAUAAGUAAAAGAAAACGGGUAUACCACUUCUUCUCCUUCCCUAAAGUAUUUAAGCGCAACUCAACCUACAGCAUUAAAAUUUCAAACUUGAAUUUUCACAACAUCCAUAUAAUGGAUGUGCGUAGUUAUCAAACAGACGUUUUUGAAAUGCAAUGGACGGUAGAUAGUUGUCGCUUUACUUUUGAUGCAAAUGUUAUGAAAACAUCGUACAUAACCAUCGGUAAGAAUCUUAAGGCAUUUCAGUUCACCAUGAUUCGAUGUUAUGUAGAUGGCGCAAGCAUGGCUGAGUUGUUUCUCGUGCGUGUGUCUGUUAGGAACACAACUUUCAUUCAGAUCACACUCGACAAUUCAACAUUCGUCAACGUGGCCAAUGUUAUAUACGCGACGGAAUUAAACGUCAAUAAAGCCGUUACCAUCACACAGCUCAAUUUCUCAGUAAGGAAAUGUGUAUUCUAUUCUCACAAAAACGUGACGUAUAAAAAAUCUCUAUUUGUGAUCUUUGGCUCAUUGUAUGCUAGAAAACGACCAUUAAAGGUCUUGGUUGAGUUUUUGGAUUCAAAAUUCUUUGGCCGUUCGGUAGACCCUAGUACUUACUAUGCGGCGGUAUUGUCUGUCGCCGGUUUUGUACACUUCAAAGCAAAAAGGUCUCUGUUUAGGAAGAAUUCUAGUGGCUGUGGAGGAGCGUUAAAUCUAAAAACGCGACAAUGGCGGUUGAUCGAGCAUUGCGUGUUCGAAGAAAACACUGCCAUAGCAAACAGUAUUUGUGGCGACACAGAGCUAUCAGGCAAUGGAGGAGCUAUACUUGUCAACGGUAAAUUCAGGUAUUGUUAUACGAAAAUCGUCCAUACGGUAUUUAGAAACAACAUUGCAUCAUGCUACGGUGAUUCUGUGUACGCGGUACAUAUCUACGAAAUAAUUCUGGAAGAUUCUGCAAUUAUUUUUGACCUGAAUGGAAACCUUUUUGCUGGUACGGACGAUUUGCUGCAACGCACAUUGUGGUACACCGAGAGUACGCGUUUCUCGACAACUAGAACAAAUGUCACUGUAAUAAGUACUUCAAAAGAGUCGAGAAUUGGCUUAUUUUUAAGUGCAAUACGCAUUACAGCUUUCCAUGAGAUUAAUUUCCAGUGUCCACGUGGGUAUAACGCAAAAGUAGAGAAGGAAAAAUCAGGAAAAAUGAAGAAAAGAAGCUUAGAUUGUGUAAGGUGUGCUGAUAAAACUUACACCGUAGCGCCUUCAUACGCUAAUAUCACCAAGAUGCAUGGAAAAAGAAACAGAGUUCACAUAAAUCAUUGUCAAAAAUGCCCAUUCGGGGCAAACUGUGAUGAUAAGCUGAAAGCUAAACCAAAUUUUUGGGGUUUUAUAUUCAGGAAAUCCUUACAGAUGAUAAGUUGUCCCCCUGGGUACUGUUGUAGGACCACACCUGAAUGUAAAACGAUUGACUCGUGCAACGGAAAACGAACCGGUGUGUUGUGUGGGGAAUGCGUUCACGGCUACACGCUGAGUUUCUUGUCUAAUCGUUGUUUACCAAAGAACAGCUGCAGUAUUUUAGCUUCUUGGGGAGUUGUUAUUGCACUUGCUUUCAUUUUUCUGAUGGCAUUGGCAUUCAUGCAGGAAAUGGUGACGUUAAUAUUGCGCAUUUUUGCAGCUCAUGUAUCACUGUUUGGUUCUUUCAAAGUUUUCAAAACGCAGCAAAGCAUUGUGGGAAGCAGUCAUUUGCAUGUGACGAAAGAGGGAUGCGGAGAAGCAGACGAUUUAGGAACAGGAGUUGUAUCUGAGGGACUAUCAUGCAAUAGUGAUUCUUACAUCAAAGAACCUGAGGCUGAGCAAACUUGUUACGGGGAGACUAAAACUGAAAAUUCAGGAGCUGUAACGAAGGAGGACUCGGGAAUUAAAUCAGAACUGAAACAGAGUAACUCGACUUCUGCUGGAAUAAUCAAAAUAGUAUUCUUUUAUUAUCAAAUGAAUGCUUUGUUGGUGUUAUACAAAACCCAAUCGAAAUCAUCUGCCUUUGGGAUAGUUCGCAACAUUCUGAAUGCGUUUUUGAAUUUCGAUCUGAGCUACUCUGUUAUUGACAGAGUAUCUUGUCUGCUUCCAGAAAUUGGUAUUGUUCGCAAAACUAUACUAAGAUCGGCUUUUCCAGUAACAAUUUUGUGCAUGGCUGUAUUAUUAUAUGCUGUCCUGAAUGUGAUAGCUUGGGCUUUAAAAAGACGACACUUUAUACCUGACAUAUGCUCAAUGAAAGCGCGCCUACUUACAACAAUACUCCAAGUAACAUUAUUGAGUUAUUCGAAUUUCACUUCAAAUACAUUGUUACUUCUAACCUGCGUGUCGCUUGCCAAUGGCAAAAAAGUACUUUACAUCGGAGGCCAUUUCGAGUGCUACCAGCCCUGGCAAUAUCUUUUGUUGUCUUUCUUCAUAAUUUGGUCAGUGCCUCUGGUUUUUGCAUUGUAUUUAGCCAUUAAAAGAUUGGAGACGAAUACCUUUUCAGUCAGAGGCUUUUACACGGCACUGCUGUUUCCCUUGCCUUACAUCGUUUUCACGGGUGCAAAGGUGAGCUUAAUGGCGCUCAGAUCUCGCUUUCAUGACAACAAACCUGCAAAUCGCGAUGAAGAUAUCAGGUACACAGCAAUUACUGACAUUUCAAAUGAGCCUGAGUCUGGCCUAAAAGGUUUAAACCCGUACGUUGUCAAGUUGAUGAUAAAAAGGGUGCUAGGAGGGGCAUAUCGUUACAACGGAUUCUCUAGAUUGGCCUGGGAGCCAAUGUUGAUCUUACAGAGGCUCAUUCUUCUAUCACUGCAUGCGUUUAUCCAAGAUCCUGUUAGCAAGUCAUUGUCCUUGCUUUUGGCUAUAUUCAUACUAAGUUGCCUUAACAUUGCAACUAAACCCUUCCACAGUAAUUGUCUAAACGCGUUCAAUUAUCUUUGCAUGUUUUUUCUUUUCACAAAUGGUGUGCUGAACUCGUUCAAUGCCUACAUUUACACUUCCGGGACAGAAGCAGAUGGACCAUUUGCGGCGAUACUGUCAGUGCUGGAUAUAAUUGAAAUUUGCAUGCAAUUGCUGAUUCCGUGCGCUGUUUUGGUUGCAGUUUUGAUACUUACUCUAACCAGAAUCAUGUGCUUUGCUAUUUGCCUUGUUCGUGUAGCUUGGAUGAAACUGAGCAUUGUAAAAUAAAAUAAGUCUUACCGAGCCAUCUACGAAAUCAGAUUGUUUUGUUUUUAUUCAUAAGUCAAUUACAACAAGGCUAAACUCCUCUUUAAUUUAAGGCAGGUACUUUUUUAAUGACCAUCUCUUGAAUAAGAAAAAGCGAGUUCGUGUGAAUAGGCUUCAUGAAUAAACAACAAAGAGUGUUCCACAAAGAUCUGCUUUGGGCUCCCUCUCUUUUAAUGUAUCUGUAAAAAAUAUUUUUUAAUUGGUGAAAAAGCUGAAGUUUGUAAUUAUGCUGAUGAAACGGCUAUUUUUCUAUGCGAAUAUGAAUUAGAGUAGAUUUUUCUAGCCUUUGAACCGUUCACAACUUGAAUAUAAAUACUGAUUAACGUCACUACCAGAACUGACAGUUACUUGCCUUUGAAAUUCAAUUUUUUUCUUGGAUCUAAAAUAUGGCAUCAAAUGCUCUUCUCCUUUAUAGGGUCUCUGGUAAUAGAUAGUUUUAAGAGAAGUAAUGUAGGUAAUGAUUAUCAUUGUAACUAUUUAUUACAUAAACGAUAUUUUGAGAAUGAAGGGAUUCUGUAGUUUUAAACAGACAGGUAUCCUCGUAAACUAGAUUUUAUUUUGUUACCAACAUGCAUUAUAUCAACUUGUAGUGUUUUUGUAGUUUUAUAUUUAUUGAUAUAGUUGUUAGCUCGAUUUGUUUCUAUGUUGAACAUGUAUUUAAGUUUUGGUUGUCAUAAAUUAGCAUCAAAUAGAACGAGAGGCCAACCUUAAACAAAGAAAUCAUUUUUUUGCUAUUUAAUGUUUUAAGACUGUUAAGGUCAAGUGUUUGUAGCACCUAAAUAAAGGCUUAAAUAAAUAGAUAAAUAGAGUUUUAUUCUAAUGAAAUAGAGGAAGGAGGAUAUCAGUGUUGAAGGCUAAAGACACAUGUGGCCUCUAAGCCUGCUGUAUCCUGGGCACUGCAUUGUAGAUUUUUAUAAAAAAUCAAAAAUACCAAAAAAACUACAACAAGAAAAGUCAUCUCUCCUGCGUUGUCUAGCAUCCAUAACCGUAUGGUCUAUUAUUCCUCACUACGAUUAUUCCUCAAUCAAACACCAAGAUCCAAUCAAUAGCUCUACCAAACACGAACAUCUAACAAACAAACUAACAUCAACCAAAUACUACUCGAUCAAUGUUAAAAAAUAUAGUCAUACUGUGUAACGCAACGGAAAUUUAUGCGAGCACAGUUUAACGCGAAGGACGAAGGCUUGACACGGAAGUUCGCAGAGAAAAAAAAUAGCGCAUAGUCUUGAGCAACGUGAAGUUUUCAGUUCCCAUGGAUCAACUUUGAGAGUAAAUUUGUGUAAUAGUGUACUUCCAAAUGUGCCUUAUGAGAGCAAAACAAACUUCACAAAUCCUGAAAUUGAGGUUAAACAAAGAUGGUAUCAGUCAAGUUGUUUUUACUACCUAAAAUGGCAUUACAUAUCUUACCACAAAACUUGUAGAAUUCUCAGGGCUGCGGAGAGGAUUUAUGGGCCCCGGGUCAGGACGAAAGAUAAAUAGAAAGCAUUCCUUAGGCAGACGCUUCUAGGGGACAGGGGGAAGGCUCUCCGGGAAUUUUUGAAAUUGACUGUUGAUAAAAUUGCUCUGGUGGCUAGUUUGAUCGCUAAAAUUGCUAUGGUGUCUAAACUGCCCUAGAGGGAGGUCAGAGGGGGCAAAAUCUCCCCCCCCCCCGCCCCCUGUAGAGCUAAACUGCUAUUUUGUCGGAAAACUUCUGGACUUGUCGGAUAUUUAACACAGUUGUCUAUGUUUUUCUUAUUGCCAUGUUUUGAUAGGAAUGAAUUUAAAGCUACAUAAACACAAGAAUAUCUUAAUAAAUCAAAAGAUUUAUUGAUUUCAGCUCCAAUGUCAUUAUGUUAUGUUAAAAUUUAUGAAAAAAUACAAAUAUUUGAUAGAUUUUUGUAGAAAAAUCUAAGUUUCUCACCCUUCCUAUGAAUGUUCCUAUCUAGGCCAUUGUCUGAUGGCUAUUACUUCUGUUUGCUAAUUGGUAUAAUUUGAACACAACUGAUAUCUUAACACCAUAAUGCAUAAAAAUGAAAAUUUCUUAAAAAUUCGAAAAGUCUCAGAAAAUGGAAAACGUUUAAUUUGUUAACCACAUUCGAUCACAACCAAUUCACUGUUGCAAACAGAUACACAUGCCAUGGUGUAAAUCUGUAUGAUAUACAUAUUGUUGUAUGUUGCCCUGUUGCAAUAACAUUUUUUGUUAAUAUUCAGAAGCUUUUCAACUUCUUUAGCCCAAGCCCACAAAGAUGAGAAAUUUUUCAACAAAAAUAUCUCAAACAUUCAGGCAGUCAAAGACUCGAACUGCUUCUACCUUACUUCAUUUAUAGACUUAGUCACUAUUGCCUCUAUUGAUGACAGUUUGUGAUAAUGCAGAGGCUGGAUUAUUACUAAGAAAGCUUUUAUAACUGAAUUAUUAUUUAUGGGCCCCUAUAGCAAAGGGCCCCCGGGUCAGUGACCCCCCUGACUCCCCUCUCCUCAGCACUGAGAAUUCUCUAAAUACUCAGUAUCUGCUAGAAUAAAUUUUAGUUGCAAGAACAAGUGAAGGACUCCUUAGCCUGGUAUAACUUAGGAGUUAGGAAGAAUAGCCAAAGGUAUAGCCAAAGUUUUUGUUUCUUUCUGUACGGAAACCGUAUUUUUUGACAUUCAUUUUCAAUUGCUUCAAAACGAAUCCAGGAAUAGAAUGUAAUGAGCAUAACGUGAAUAACAAGGAAAAUGGUUCAGUAUGGAAAAACACUUCACUGAAAGAAGCACCAUUCAAAAUUGUAACGAUGCACGAACGGUCCUGCGUCCUUAAUUUCCAACAUUUACGACGAAGUGUAGAUAUUAAAUCCAGCUAUAAUGACUGAAUGAUGACCAAAAGACGAUGAUAUAAAAAAACCACUACAUUUUAGACUGUGAUGAUUCGUGAAUAAAGUAAAUGAUGUACCACGUUUCGUUCGUUCGUGACAAUUUAAGAGGACAACUUUUGACAACUUUCAAAAUUAUACUCUAUACAGAAAAGAAGAAGGCCCCUACGUAGGUGCUUAUACAGAGGGUGACCAACAAAACAAAUUCAACAUGUCGUUCAGUUUCAAACUUCAAUAUUAUGUCAGAAUAUACAGAGUUGAUUCGUCGGUUACGAAGCACGGUCUCGCGAAUUUGAAUAUGGCACAUUCGACAUAAUCCAUAUCGCUGAGAAUCAACAUGUAAAAAAAUGCUGAAAAUCAGUCACAUCGCUUGAUCUUCAAGACUAGGGGGUGGAGGGUCAUCAAUAGCAAAUUUGACCGAUAGAGACCUAGAUGGAGAAGAACUAAAGUGCUAUUUCACCUAUUGAUAGAUGAUUUAACCGACAAACUAAGGAUUUUGUAGACAAACUGAAGAUUUACCUUUAGUUUUUUUAGUUUUUUCAGUUAUGGGGGGAAUACCUAUAGCAGGGGCCUGCCGUCUUUUAUAGUUGAAAAAGUAUGUGCUUGCAAUUUUUAUUCAUAGAUAAUUAGAAAGAACUUUUUGAGUCUAUUAUCUAAUGAUAUAGCCAAUUUGAAACAUACAAUUCUUGAAAUUUUCUGUUUGUUGUUUAGAACUUAAUAUGACAUGAGUAGGAAAGUGUGAAUCUUUUAUAUUCAGUUGGUCAAAUUGAAUUUGUAGAAAUGACAUUAUAUAUGAAUUAAAUUUCUUUUCUCUUGAUAAAGCAAAAUUAUUAAUCUUUGCCGUGAAAAUGUACCCCGAAGGAAUCAUAAAGGCCUAAAGAUACGGGAGAGGGGCGCAUUAUGCUGACGAAUAAUUGCAAGUAACGAGUGUGGUUUUGAUACAGCAUAAAAUCUUGAACAAUUAUAUUAAACUAAAAUUUGAUUGAUGUGUAUAAAUUUGGAUUUAAAAAUCCAAGCAUUUAAUUCUACCCUAUUUUCGGCAUUUUCCUAGAGUUAUGCCUAGAUUUUUAAUAGCAGUUUCUGUAAACCAAGAAAAAAAAGUAACUUGAUCACAUAUUUGUAGAAACAAUGUUUGGAGUGGCU
Molecule: messenger RNA, 8798 nt
Organism: Rhopilema esculentum
Lineage: Eukaryota; Metazoa; Cnidaria; Scyphozoa; Rhizostomeae; Rhizostomatidae
Source: RefSeq, a predicted model, not a curated record